Molecule: messenger RNA, 2279 nt
Organism: Hypomesus transpacificus
Lineage: Eukaryota; Metazoa; Chordata; Actinopteri; Osmeriformes; Osmeridae
Gene: zup1
Product: zinc finger containing ubiquitin peptidase 1
Exons: 11
Coding region: 195-2177 (660 amino acids)
Source: RefSeq, a predicted model, not a curated record
UAAACCCACUAAAAAGGCAUGUAGCUGUCUGAGCUCGUUUGUUGUCUGUGAAUGAAAAGUGAAAGGCAUUGCUUAUAUCAAACGUUGUAAAGUACUGCCAAAGGAACAGGCAACGGGCACGUAGGGCCUACAUGGUUUAACAUUCGUUGUAUGCUUCGACGCAGUUCCGUCUUCAGUGUGUUCCCAGAGGAGAAAUGUUGGUGUGUGAAAUUUGUGGCCAGCAGGUUAUCUUGGACGAGGACAUGAGAACCCAUCUCCUGCUCACACACACAGAGAACAAGAUAACCUGUCCUUUCUGUUGCCUCUCCGGCGUCUCUUAUGAUGAACUCAACUUCCACAUAAGCACGGCGCAUCCUGAGAGUCAAGACCAAGGACCUGCUGAUGCAGCAGGAACAGCUCACAUACUCGGCAGCGGGUCCAACUACUGUACCACAAAAACGGUCCGUCAAGCCAAGGGUCAGUCUGAGCGUUGUGAAGGGGCUACAGCAGCGAAAGCUAGCAUAUGUGACACCACCAUCGAGCAUACAUCCACGUCUCUAGGAACUACCCCUGCUAACAGGGGCACUGCUCCUGUUGUGGGAACGGGACCCACGCCAGAAGUCUCUCCAGGAAUGGCUUCAAACCACACUCCAUGCAGUCUGAUGAGACAACCCCUAACCAAGAUUCCUAAUCCCCAAGCCAAGAAUCCUAUCCUGCUAGCUAAGACUCCUGACUGCAAGUGGUCAAGUCAGUGUGAGGUAGAAGGGGAAGGGGGUACCAGAGAAGAGCACAGCAAGGCAAAACAGAAGCGCCUCGCCUCUCCUAGCAAAGGCAAGCAGUUUCCAUGUCCUAUUUGUUCCCUGGUCUGCAGUGACUGCUCCAUCCUACAGGAACAUGUGGAGUUGCACCUGCAGGAACCAAAUGCAGAAGUGGUCCCCCAGGGAGUGGCGUCUUCAUCAUCAUCACCAGACAAGGAGUCACCAUCAUCCAGUAACAGAGAUGGAGGCCGACUGGAGUGUCCCCUGUGUUCUCUGGUGUGUGAGGACAGCUCCUCGCUACAGGAACAUGUGGAUCUGCACCUGGAGUUCAACGCUGACACAGCCAUAGACACCUCUACAGGUACACACACCUUUACAGACACAGACCUGAGGCUGGCCCGAAGGCUCCAGGAAGAGGAGGAGCAGAGGAGCCAGCAGCUGGCCAAUCAGGAGGCAGACGACUUCAAAAAGCUGCAGAAGCAGUUUGGGCUGGACGGUGGUGGAGGUUACCGCAGGCAGAUGGAGAAGACUCUGGAGAGAGCCGUGUCUCGGGGUCAGAUGGUCCCCGCUGAAUUCCACUCAAAGAAAGCACAGAUGAUGGAGUCUCUGUCCUCAGGACUCGAUGACGGACGAACCCGAACACCGGGUCUGCUGGGGGCCUUGUACGAGUGGUACCAGAGGGAGGCCGGGGACUGCGUCCAGGUGUGGCUGUGUGCUGACACUGACCACUUCUGCUCCUCGGAAGGAGACAGGGGCUGGGGGUGUGGCUACAGAAACUUCCAGAUGCUUCUGUCUUGUCUGAAAAGAGCAGAGCCUUAUGCCACCCGUAUCUCAGACGAGUCAAUUCCCAGCAUCCCUAGGGUGCAGCGUAUGAUCGAGGCGGCGUGGAGGGAGGGGCUAGACCCACAGGGGGCAUCUCACUUCAACGAGCGUCUGCAGGGCACACGGGCCUGGAUCGGAGCCACGGAGAUCUACUCUCUGCUUACAUCGCUGGGUGUCAGAGCUCGCAUCAUAGACUUCCACCAGCCUAGCGGCCCCGGGAACACACACCCCAGGCUGUUUGACUGGGUCAAGCAGUACUUCUCCAGCCCCACCAGCGGGGGUGCCAGGCUUCCCCCCCGGGUGGUGAAGACCCCCCAGCCCCCCAUCUACCUGCAGCACCAAGGCCACAGUCGUUCCAUUGUGGGUCUGGAGCAGAGGAGGAACGGUACUCUGUGUGUCCUGCUACUGGACCCAAGCUGUUCCCCCAGCGACGUGAGGAAGCUGCUCACCAGAGAUGCAGGCUCCGCCCUUACCGCAGUCAGACGCCUCAGGAAAUUCCCUGGCAACCUGAAGCACCAGCAGUACCAGGUGGUGGCUGCAGAGGGGGUGCUUUCUACUGAGGAGCGGCAGACCCGCAUCUUAAACUCCAGAACCUUGCGUGCAGAAAGGAUACCUUGAAGCUGGUGUCUGUUCUAACUAUGGGGAUUUAUUUUCAUUCUAUCUGUCUUUUAACAUCAGUUGAUUUUUAUAUUAAGAAAUAAAUUGUGUUUUUUAAAUAUU